Saccostrea cuccullata (small rock oyster) is the source of this 324-nucleotide messenger RNA. Its product is annotated as fibrinogen alpha chain-like. The coding region runs from base 1 to 324 and encodes 107 amino acids. The transcript has 2 exons. NCBI's taxonomy places the organism in Eukaryota, Metazoa, Mollusca, Bivalvia, Ostreida, Ostreidae. The record is from RefSeq and is a predicted model, not a curated record.
AUGGAAAUCACAAUUCCUAGAGCAACCAUGAUUCGAUAUCAGCACGAUAUCGAGGAUAUUAACAGUAACAGUAUGUAUGGUACUGGGCUUGAUAACAAUGAUCUGUUCGGGAUGUCAUUUUCCUCCCUGGACAGAGACCUCGACGGAUCUUUUGUUAACUGUGCUGUUGAUUUCGGAGGGGGAGGAGGCUGGUGGUACCACUCCUGUCACCAAGCCAAUCUCAACGGUCCCUGGUACCCGGAAUACUGGUGGAAUCCAUGGUUUCCUACAGUUUUGGCUGGUGAUGAGAUAAAGGAGACAUCCAUGAUGAUAAAACCUCACUGA